Molecule: messenger RNA, 2966 nt
Organism: Euleptes europaea (tarantolino)
Lineage: Eukaryota; Metazoa; Chordata; Lepidosauria; Squamata; Sphaerodactylidae
Gene: GLIS1
Product: GLIS family zinc finger 1
Exons: 10
Coding region: 39-2717 (892 amino acids)
Biological process (GO): regulation of transcription by RNA polymerase II
Cellular component (GO): nucleus
Molecular function (GO): DNA-binding transcription factor activity, RNA polymerase II-specific; RNA polymerase II cis-regulatory region sequence-specific DNA binding
Source: RefSeq, a predicted model, not a curated record
GACUUGGUCCAAGACCCCUCCUGUAGAGGGACACCAAUAUGCACUAUGAAGUGGCAGAUUAUUCCAAGUCCAGCAGCGGUGCAGCGUUCUUUGAAGUCCUCGACAAGUGCCAAGUCUUGCCUAUGAAGGAGCUGCCUCCGGUGACUUGUUCUAACAGUGGCCGAGCAUUUGUGAAUUCCCAGAUGUCCUUUAAAAUAACUGUCAGCAAUGGCAGCGACCAUGUUGACGCGCAGCACAGCCCACCUGAGCUGCCGAUGCCUCUGCUAGAUCUCCUUCCCAAAAGACCCAGCAUAUUUGACAGACUGCCUCUUCUCCAGAGGACUCAGGAGACACGGUGCCCUAAAAGCGGCCGAGAAUAUUUCCAGCAGAAGGUGAAUGGUGGCUACAAUCACUGUAAUUCAAUAUCUGAGAAGAAUAACGUGAUGGACAUGGAAAUGACAAAUAGCAUGGGGCCUGUACGUAGACAGAACUUGCUUAGACACUCAGGAAACUCGCUUACUCGAGACCACCCGUUGCCUUGUGAACGACUUCUACAUGUCAGUCAGCUGAACUUAUCUCGCUCGGAUACAAGGCCUCCCCCAUUUCAGGAUCCAAGAGAUUCUACCAAUCCUUGCGUAAAUGGAAGCCACACUACUCCGCAUAUAAAACAGGAGUGUCCGAGUGAUUUUAAGGGCCUUUCUGAGGCUUCCACGCACAGUGGGAUUACCGACGGAAUGGAACUGAGAGGCUUGGGCAGCUUUCAUCCUGAAAUAGAGCUAAUGAACAAUGGCUUUACAAAUUCACUUUCAUCAUACUUGUUUAAUAAUGAACACAGCUCCUCCCUGGGAUCAUUGUCACUCAGCAGCCCUCAGAACUCCAGCCGGCACCAGGCAAGCAACCUGAAGAAACGUUGCCUCUCCAUGCUGCCGUCUUCUGCCGAUGGGAUUGACAUUACAACUAUCAUCCGUACCUCACAGACGUCACUGGUCACCUGCGUGAAUGGACUGCGGACUAAUUCAGCUGGCAUUUCCUCUUCUCCUGGGGAGAUCACUCUCCACAGUGCUCAGAAAUCGUCUCGGCCCCAGUCUUGCUCCCAGCCUGGGACCCACUGCCAUCGUCCCUCCCCGUCAGUAUGCCUUUUACCUGUUUCCAGUGAAUGUGUCCGACGGGACUGUGAUCACUCCCAAAUGCAGCAAGUGGAAGAAAAUGCAAGCCUUUGCCUUAUAAUGAACGGCACUAGUGUUCCUCAUCAAGAGGCUUCCCAUAGCAGCCAGAAGUUGUGUUUUUUAAAACAAGAGCCACUUGACGAAUAUCCAUCUGCAACGGAUCUUUUUCAGCAUCAUCAAGAGCUGCCACCACCUUAUCAUUUACACCAACAGCGAAGCCAGGCACAAGGGACACUGUCUCAUUUACACGCCUCCAUGUCUCCAAAGUCUCUUCAAAUGAGUGAGGGUGAUGAGCAGGAAUCCAGCAAUGGCAAGCAGGCCUGUCGGUGGAUUGACUGUAGUGCUGCUUACGAUCAACAAGAUGAGCUGGUUCGGCACAUAGAAAAGACACACAUUGAUCAGCGGAAAGGAGAGGACUUCACUUGCUUCUGGGCAGGCUGUGUCCGUCGGUAUAAGCCUUUCAAUGCUCGUUACAAACUGCUGAUUCAUAUGAGGGUUCAUUCCGGCGAAAAACCAAACAAGUGUAUGUUUGAAGGGUGCAACAAAGCAUUUUCUCGACUUGAAAACCUUAAGAUCCACCUGCGGAGUCACACGGGUGAGAAACCUUAUCUUUGUCAGCAUCCUGGCUGCCAGAAAGCUUUCAGCAACUCUAGUGACCGAGCUAAGCAUCAGCGAACACACCUGGAUACCAAACCAUAUGCCUGUCAGAUUCCUGGGUGCUCCAAGCGCUACACUGACCCAAGUUCCCUUCGAAAACAUGUGAAAGCUCAUUCUGCCAAAGAACAACAGGUGCGAAAGAAGCUCCACUCAUGCUCUGAUGUUGAACAAGACAUACUAAGCGAGUGCUUAGCCAUGCAGCAGCUCCACCCUUCCUCACAGCACAUCCUGGAUGGGAAAUGUGGGCGAUCAAUGGGCCACCGUGACCUAAUACCAGGCAUCUACACUGGUUCCAGCACUAACCAUAAUGGACCAUCUCCCAGCCUCUUGCCAUCAUCUCACGAUCUACCUUCAAGGCAACACACACUUGAGUCAGCCCUCAUCAGUACACACCAUCAUGUAUCACCUAUAGAAAGCUCUAGAGAAGGGAUUGGUCGAAAUGUUCAUCCAUCUCUUAUUAGUCCACUGAAAACAGUAGUUGCUCCCUCCCUACUUCAGAAACACAGCUCUCCAUCAUCACACAGCCAAUCUCCAAAUGGACAACAGUUUUCGGCAAAUAAACCAUACACGCAGUUUCAAAACCAAUCUACACAGCAGGGACCACAAGGUUAUCAAGGCAGCUUUCACUCUAUACAGAACUGUUUCCACUAUGGAGACUGCUACAGGGCAAUGGAUUCAUCUGUCAACAGUGAUGGACUUUCAGGGGAAUCCCAUUGCUUCAGCCCUCUGCGGCAAAAUGGCUAUCAUAUCCUCAGUGCAUCUGAAGCCUCGACAGGCUAUGAAGUUAUAUCUGAAGCACAAUGUGUAUCGGAAGAAGUCGUCAUCAACGGGGCAGAGGAGAAUAAUGGAUUCUUCCAAAAUGGCACCUUUGAUCACUGUUUUAAUCACAUCCCUCCCAUCUAUACAGAUACCUAAACCAGGCUUGAAUCUUGUUUUUCUUUACCAUGCUUGUAAUGCCUUUUGUAUUUACAGAAUUGUUGUCCAACUAUUUUUACUGUAUUUAGUCUGCGGCAUUGUAUGUGCUCAUUUAAGUCAACCCUUCACAUUUACCAACCCAUUUUUAUAAAGGAAUAUACUGUAUAAUUAUUGGAACCUAUUCUUUUGCUGUGGCACUUUGAAAAUGAUUCUCUUAAGGGAAAAGGAAGAGCAUCUGAAACUGCUUGG